GCAGCGUGGGCACGGCGGGCGGGAGCCUCCCUGCUUUCGGCAGCUGUCCGCCACCGGAGUUCCCAGAGCUCGUCCCCACAGCCAGGACUUGUUGCCAAAACUUCCCUGACUUCGCCCCCAUGGCCUGAAGUGAAACUUCCAGACCCCAUGGAAGAAGCCAAGUAUCAUGCAGAAGUGGUGCGGAAGGUGAACGGGCUCAUCUCCGCGGGGCAGUACGGGCGCCUCUUCGCCGUCGUCCACUUCGCCAGCAAGCAGUGGAAAGUCACCAGUGAGGACCUGAUCAUGAUGGACAACGUGCUGGAGGCUGAGUGUGGGGACAGAAUCCGGAUGGAAAAGGUUUUGCUGGUCGGCGCUGACGACUUCACGCUCGUGGGACGGCCACUGCUGGGGAAGGACCUGGUCCGUGUGGAGGCCACCGUGAUCGAGAAGACGGAGUCGUGGCCCAAGGUCAACGUGCGCUUCUGGAGGAGGCACAACUUCCAGAGGAAGAAGAUCAUUGCAAAYCCCCAGACCGUCCUGCGGAUCAACACCAUUGAAAUCUACCCCUGCUUGUCCUGACUGGGGAUCAUCACUGUGCCAGACCAUUGUGGAAAUAAAACUGCCUCGGCUCUGGAAAGUUCUGGGCUUGUUGCUGUAGUGGGAAAUGGAAAUCUCUAUUUCUUUGUAAAAUAAUAAAGUAUUUUUUAAACUGUU
Molecule: messenger RNA, 693 nt
Organism: Malurus melanocephalus (red-backed fairy wren)
Lineage: Eukaryota; Metazoa; Chordata; Aves; Passeriformes; Maluridae
Gene: MRPL21
Product: mitochondrial ribosomal protein L21
Exons: 7
Cellular component (GO): ribosome; mitochondrial large ribosomal subunit
Molecular function (GO): structural constituent of ribosome
Source: RefSeq, a predicted model, not a curated record